This is a messenger RNA of Petromyzon marinus (sea lamprey), 2898 nucleotides long. RefSeq names its product seizure protein 6 homolog. Lineage: Eukaryota; Metazoa; Chordata; Hyperoartia; Petromyzontiformes; Petromyzontidae. The record is from RefSeq and is a predicted model, not a curated record.
AAUACGGAGGGGACCAGCGAGGGAUCAGCAGAGAACCCCGAGCACGCCUCGACUGGGUCACCCAACAUCUCCCAUGCAGGUAGUUGCGCUCACGGACACUUCACAUCGCGAGGAGAACGAUGAAUACACAACGACAUGAUGCUGAGCGCCGAUUGCCAAAUCCACUUCUGGAUUGCGGUUUUCCGUGACCUUCACCACGCUGGUCAGUGCGGGUUGGUGGAUAGGGGACCCCGGGACUGGUUCCGAUAUUGUCAGCCCCUGAUGUUGAAUAUGGCCAGGAAUCUAACUUCGGGUGGAUGGGUUCAUAGCGCAGUUGCGUCUCCACUCACUCCGCUCUGACACUGUCACUUGUUGAAGUCGGCAUGAACAUUUUACGUAACUUUAAAUCAAAACAAAAAAAAACAAUCAGCGCGCUUUGGGUGGGCGGAUGAUUGCCGUUGGUCAAGACUAACAACGGAACGGCAGUCAAAGGAGUUUUCUGUCCUCAUCACACACCUCCGAUUAGCACGCUUGGCUACGUACGGUGCGAAACAAGUUCAACAUACAGUACACACAAGACGCCCUAGAGGACGCCCACCCGCAGAGAUGAAACGAUUUGAGAACAAUUUACAUCGCAGGACCGUGAGAGAUGACGACGCUUUGGAGAUGGCUUCAUCCAGCAGUGGAUUGACCCUGGAUAAUGAUCACGAUGAUGAUGGUGAUUUCGUGUUGUUCAAGGGCUUCAAGAGGUCGCGGCGGGGAACAUUCGCGCUCAUAGCGGCUGUCUUCUGUCUGGCGGCUGGGACCUCCGUGUCGCGAGCGCAGGCGCAGUGCGGAGGAAACUUCACGGACAGCAAUGGCAUCAUCGAGACGCCCAACUUCCCGGGACUCUACCCGCCCAUGCUCAACUGCCUAUGGAUCAUUCAGUCCUCGGACCGACGCGGCGUGGUCAUCAUCAGCGUCAUUGACUUCGAGCUGGAGGAGUCGGACGCGUGCGUCUUCGACAAACUGCGCAUGGAGGCGGGAAACCCCCCGGGUCCGCCCCGCCUCUACUGCGGCGGGGACUUCGAGCGGCGCUACGGGGUGUCGGAGAUGCAGGCGACCGGGCGCAUGACGCUGCAGUUCAACAGCGACGAGUCCGUGGAGCUGCGCGGAUUUCGAAUCGGCUUCUGGGUCGAAGACCCGCUCCAGACAUCCCCGUUGCCCACAACCACCUUGGCCACGACCUCCACCACUCCGGCCACCACCCCAGGUCAAUGCCAGCCUCUAGAAAACAUGGACAACGGUCGCCUGUUCGUCACCUCUUACGAGGUGGGCGGCGUGGCCUCGUACACGUGCCGGCCCGGGUUCCGCAUGGUGGGCGCGUCCAACAGAGUGUGCGAGGCCAGCGGGCGGUGGAGCGGCUCCGUGCCCGUGUGCCGCGCGCGACCCACGACAGCGACAACGACGAUUCGAGCCGAGACGUCUUCGGCCAGCGAGCUGCCGACGAACGCGAGCAAGGGAGGCAACGCAUCUCUCGGCUGUCCGGAACCGGGUCUGCCUCUGGGCGGGUUGGGGCCCUUGCCCGGGCUCUCGCUGAACUUCCGAGCCGGGGACGUGCUCCGAUUCUCGUGCCUCCCGGGCUUCGCCAUCACGGGCGCCACGAGCCUCAAGUGCCUCGACAGCGGCCGCUGGUCGGACGAGGCCCCCACGUGCUCACGGGUCGGGAUGUCGCUAUCCCCACUCUGGGCCUCGGCUCUGAUCGCCGCGGGCUGCGUGGCUGGAGGCGCCGUGGUUCUGCUCGUGUCCUUCGCCCUCGCACGACGCUCCAGAAAAGUAGCGUCUGACGACCAUCCGAAGAUGACUCUGUAACACCACAAUCUUCAUGGACGGCGCAGCACUGCAGCAACGACACAAACACCACGGACAGCGCUUCACUACACACAAUAACAACACGAAUACCAUGGACAGCGCCUCACUAAACACAGCAACAACAACGCAAAUACCAUGGACAGCGCCUCACUAAACACAACAACAACAACAAAUACCAUGGACAGCGCCUCACUAAACACAGCAACAACAACGCAAAUACCAUAGACAGCGCCUCACUAAACACAACAACAACGACAACAAAUACCAUGGACAGCGCCUCACUAAAUACAGCAACAACAACACAAAUACCAUGGACAGCGCCUCACUAAACACAGCAACAACAACACAAAUACCAUGGACAGCGCCUCAUUACACAGCAGCAGCAACAACAACAACCAAAACACGCGCACGGAGCACGCAGACUCGCACUCCGGAUUUGUAUGUUUUAAGACGAGUGUUGGUUUAUUUAAAUAAUCGCAAUUGUGAUCCCGUUCCAGAAUCAGUCUUUCUAUAUAUGUCUUAAUACAAACUAGCAGCCCGCACAUCCAUUGGACGUAACCAUCUGUCCAUCCGCCCGUCUCUCCCUCCGGACCUGACGUCCGGCCAACCAGCCAGCCAGACAAAUAAACUGUUGUCUCAUUUAGUAUGAUAUGACAUUGUGCUGAAUGUACCAGCCUCUACUGGCUGGAGGUGGAGGGGGAGGCACGUAAACCCAUCACUAAAAUUAUAUUACACGUGAAUCCACCGAUAUUUCAAUAUCAUCAUUAUUCGCCAGUUUAUUCACCGAAAAAUCAUCAUCAUCAUCUACACGCCGCCCGAGUCCAAUAUUGAGUCUUAAUUUGAUGAUUUUCAGUUAAUUAUGUUAAUUGUACCGAUGCGGUUUUUCCUUUGUGUGUGUUUUUUUGCGCCUGUAUUUGUGGUUUUGAUGCAGUGAUUUCACCACGUGGUGUGAGAAAUGUUCAUUUUUACCAACAUAAAGCGUGUGUUUCUAAUUCUAUGUGAAGCUAAAUUAAUUGUUUUGCUGUACUUUGCAACAAUGUAUAUGCUCCCCGCCUUAAAACGCAGAUC